Molecule: messenger RNA, 1323 nt
Organism: Salvia miltiorrhiza (redroot sage)
Lineage: Eukaryota; Viridiplantae; Streptophyta; Magnoliopsida; Lamiales; Lamiaceae
Product: GDSL esterase/lipase At5g45670-like
Exons: 5
Coding region: 121-1209 (362 amino acids)
Molecular function (GO): hydrolase activity, acting on ester bonds
Source: RefSeq, a predicted model, not a curated record
UGUACGUAUUAAUAGCUUGAUGGCUAUAUAAUAAUUCAUCUGUCACAAUACAACAUCAAUUGCAGUGAUUCCCCUCUAAGUUGGAUCUCGUUUUCAUUCUCCUCCUAAACUUGCAGGUAGAUGACGGAAGAGAUAAAGAAAUGGACCGUGAUGAGCUUGGUCGCGGCGGCGGUAAUCCUACACAACGCAGCAGUUGCGGCGGAGCCACAAGUGCCAUGUCUCUUCAUAUUUGGCGACUCAUUGAUAGACCCUGGUAACAACAACAACUUGAAGACCAUUGCUAGGGUUAAUUUCCGGCCCUACGGCGUCGAUUUUCCGUUGGGGCCGACGGGCAGAUUCUCCAACGGCAAAAUGGUAGCUGAUGUCGUCGCUCAACUACUAGGGUUUGAGGAUUUAAUUCCCUCGUAUUUGAAAGCUCGUGGCAACCAAAUACUAAAGGGAGUGAACUAUGCCUCCGCUGCUGCUGGAAUCAGACCAGAAACCGGCCGCAAUUGGGGCCAACGGAUUAGCUUCGACGAGCAACUGAACAACUUCAAGAAGACCAUCGCACAACUCGCGACCAUACUCGGCGGUCUAGGCGCAGUAUCAAAUUACUUGGGCAAGUGCAUAUUCCUAGCCGGAUUCGGCAACAACGACUACCUCAACAACUACUUCCAGCCUCUAUUUUACAACACCAGUAAAGUCUACACGGUCAAACAAUACACCCCUCUCGUCAUCAAACGAUAUUCCGAGCAACUCAAGGUUCUGUACACCUUGGGAGCUCGGAAGAUCGCUCUAAUCGGAUCAUCGCCGUUUGGCUGCAUCCCGGCGGAGCUGCUGGUGCUCAGCCCCGAUCGCUCUACAUGUGUGAAGGAUGAGAACCGAGCAAGCCAGAUGUUCAGCAAUCAGCUCAGAGCAAAGAUCGACGAUUUCAACGCCAAUUUUCAUGGCGCGCAAUUUAUCUUCAUCGACGGUUAUAACCCUAUCAUGGAUGUGAUCAAAAACGCCGCAGCUUAUGGUUUUAAAGUGAAGAACAGGGCGUGCUGUGGCGUGUCGUCUUUAAUAUGUCUCCCUGACGAGUCGGUAUGUCCAAACAGAAGUGAAUACUUGUUUUGGGACUUCGCACAUCCCACAGAAGCUGCUUGCUUGCUGGUGGGAAGAAGAGCAUACCAAUCUCAGAAGCCAACAGAUGCUUAUCCCUUUGAUCUUCGCCGCUUGGCCCAACUUUAAUUGAACACCAUCAUAUCAUCAUGGAUUAAAGCUUUGUUUUUCAAUUAAUGUAUGGAAACCGUACGGAUCAAUAAAAUUUACACUCGUGCAUGAGAUGAUUUAUUUUUCAGAAAA